GCGAAAAUCUGAUGGCGAAUGGGUUCGGGUUAGGCCUACUCCUAAUGCUUAUAUCAUUAAUGUUGGUGACAUGAUUCAGGUUUGGAGCAAUGAAGCAUAUGAAAGUGUUGAGCAUAGGGUUAUGGUGAACUCUGAGAAAGAAAGGUUUUCAAUUCCAUGCUUUUUGAAUCCUUCACACUACACCAUGGUGGAACCAUUAGAGGAGCUGGUAAAUGAGAACAACCCUGCCAAAUACAAGCCUUACAACUGGGGCAAGUUUUUAGUCACUAGAAAGCGCAGCAAUUUCAUGAAGCUUGAUGUUGAAAAUAUUCAAAUUUAUAAUUUCAAGGUUUAGAUGAAGAGAGGGAUUAUGGAAAACAUGUUAUGCUUCAUUUACUUAGAAAUAAGCAAUGCUAAUGUAUAUUUUUUACCUGUCUUGAAUAAAAGUAGCAAUUUUGAAAGUAAAUCAACAAAUUUGAUAACCACAGCAUUGCUUUGUUUAC
Molecule: messenger RNA, 482 nt
Organism: Arachis stenosperma
Lineage: Eukaryota; Viridiplantae; Streptophyta; Magnoliopsida; Fabales; Fabaceae
Product: jasmonate-induced oxygenase 2-like
Exons: 2
Coding region: 71-334 (87 amino acids)
Molecular function (GO): dioxygenase activity
Source: RefSeq, a predicted model, not a curated record